UUUCUCUUUCCUUUUUCUCCAACAUCACUUGAAUAUUUUCCUUUUUUUCUCUCCCUCAUAAUUCCCCAAUAAUUAUACAAACAAGUCAUUCUAUACACACACACACACACACACACACACACACACACACAUCAAAAUCAAAGAACAAGGAAAGAGAGGAAGAGACAUUGGAGAGAGAUUAUGGGGAACUGCCAGGCGGCGGAGGCGGCGACGGUGGUGAUCCAGCACGGAGAUGGGAAGGUGGAGCGGGUGUACUGGUCCAUCAGCGCCGGCGAUGUCAUGGCUGCCAACCCCGGGCACUACGUCGCUCUUAUAAUCACCUCCAACUCAAACAACAAUGGUGACAGUUCUAGUUCCAGAUCUAAUAAUAACAGUACUGUGAAGCAUCUCAAGCUUCUUCGCCCUGAGGACACUCUCCAUAUUGGUCAUGUUUAUCGUCUUGUUAGCUUUGAAGAGGUUAUGAAGGAGUUUGCUUCCAAGAAACAUGCAAGGCUUAGUAAGCUUCUUAUUAGUCUUAAUAAAGAGAAAAGUUCAAGGAAAGAUGGGAGACGACGACGUGCUGCUGGUGCCGGCGCCGGCUCCGGUGACGGAAUAGUUACGGACGUGGGCGACGCGCGUGCACACGACGAGACCGAGGCCGAGGCCGAGGCCGAGGCGCAGGCGCAGAGCAGCAGCGAGAACGCGAACGAUGGUAGGCCAUUGCUGCGCCAUUCCCAGUGGAGGCCAGCCUUGCAGAGCAUUGCUGAAAACUCUGGGAUUUGAACGGGAAUUUUUUUUUUUGGACUUAUCUUUUUAUUUAUGUUUUAACUUUUAACUCUCUCUGUCUGUAAGUUUCUCUCUCUCUCUCUCUCUCUCUCUCAUAAAAUUGUUUGGUUAGGAGUAGAGUUAGGGUUUGCUUUUUCAGAGAUUGAUGGACGUCUGUCUUGUUUAACUAGUAAUGUUUUUUUUCUUAUUAUUGAAUGGUUGUCGUUUUCUGAA
Messenger RNA from Dioscorea cayenensis subsp. rotundata (Guinea yam), 978 nucleotides. RefSeq lists its product as uncharacterized. NCBI's taxonomy places the organism in Eukaryota, Viridiplantae, Streptophyta, Magnoliopsida, Dioscoreales, Dioscoreaceae. The transcript has 3 exons. The coding region runs from base 181 to 762 and encodes 193 amino acids. The record is from RefSeq and is a predicted model, not a curated record.